This is a messenger RNA of Apaloderma vittatum (bar-tailed trogon), 1899 nucleotides long. Its product is annotated as F-box only protein 18-like. The annotation marks the transcript as partial. The record is from RefSeq and is a predicted model, not a curated record. The transcript has 10 exons. Lineage: Eukaryota; Metazoa; Chordata; Aves; Trogoniformes; Trogonidae. Gene Ontology annotation, molecular function: protein binding; DNA binding; ATP binding. Gene Ontology annotation, cellular component: nucleus. Gene Ontology annotation, biological process: replication fork processing; double-strand break repair via homologous recombination.
AUGGAGCUCACGCGGAUUUCAAGCCUGGACUGCACGUUGUUGUUUGCUAACACUUUGGUUUUGGUGCCUUUUGUCUUUUGGCGUGUUGGUAAAGCAGUGAAGGGCUUCAAAAAAGUUUGCCUCACAGCCGAUGACUGCGAAGCUCUUGCACAGAGCCCAGAAGGUUCAUCCUCCCUGACGCAGCCGCUGAGUCAAAGGCAAAGUAGAGGAGAUGUGAACAGGGGCCUCCAGCCCACGCACCAGACACGGAGACAUCGAAGAGGACACAGUCAGCAGAGGAACAUCACCCAUUACUUCAGGAUCUCUCAGGUACAACCAGGAGGUGCUGGUGGGAUGAAGAACAGUAGAAUCAAAGAAGAGCUGCUGGAUCCUGUCUUCGCUGAACCUCACAAUUCCUUCAGCCGUGAAUCCAGCAUGACGGAGACCAGCAAUGAUUUCUUCUCUUUUCUGGAGGAUGAGGAAUUGGUACCAGCUCCCAAGGAAAGCUCCAGAAAACGGCCUCUGUCCGCUGCAGCCGCAGGCAUUCGCAAGCCAGAGCAUGAUUUGUGGGGUGAGCCUGAGAAGAAGCCAAUGGUUGUUCCUCCAGAACACAGUCAGAUCAAGCAGGAAGGCGGCCACAUUAAGCAGGAACUUGAUGAUAUGGAGAUUGAACCGGUCCCUGAUGCCCACUAUGGACUCCUGGGGACUCGGAACUGGGAAGUGCCUCAGGGAAGUAUCAACGAGCUGCCUGUUGAAGUCCUUAGGAACAUCUUUGCUUUCCUCCCGGUGACCGAUCUCUAUCAGAACCUGAGCCUGGUGUGUCGCUGCUGGAAGGAGAUAGUCAGCGAUCCAUUGUUCAUUCCUUGGAAGAAGCUGUACCAUCGGUACCUCAUGAAGGAGGACGCAGCCCUGCGCAGAGUUGAACAGAUCUCGUGGGAUUUCGCCAUAAAAAAGGAGCAGGAAGGAUGUGUGUUGGGGCUGGUCAGGUGCGUGUCUGCCAUGCCCACUGGUCGGAAUCUAGAUCCCAACGCCAUUCUUCGGUGUUUGAAGAGUCAUCACCUCUUCUCAAAGGCUGAAGUCUGCGUUUUCAACAAACUGCCACAUUUACAGAGCGGGAUGGAGCUUGAGAGCGUGUGGGCCAUAAUUGCAGUCAUGGUGCUUUUCUCCGAUGGCGUGGGCGACAUCCAAAAGUUGAUGACGUGUCUGCAGAGACCUUCCUCUACCCUCUCUCUUGUGGACGUGACCGAGACGCUUUACUGCAUCGCAACGCUGCUGUACGCCAUGAGAGACAGGGACAUCGCGAUCACUAACAGGAUCCAUUACAAUAUUUUCUACUCCCUGUAUCUGAUGGAAAAUGCUUCUGCACCUGUGCAGACCGCAGAAGAGGAAAUACCAGUUUCACGCUGCAGACAAGACUUAUGGUCCAGCAGCUGGCCUGAAGUAAACCUGACCCAUGAACAGCAAAGGAUUUUGAAUCACAAAAUUGAGCGUGGUCAAGUAGUGAAAAUUAUGGCAUUUGCAGGUACAGGAAAGACCUCAACCUUGGUCAAGUAUGCGGAGAAGUUUCCUAAUCUGAAUUUCCUUUAUGUGACGUUUAACAAAGCUGUUGUAGAGAAAGGAAAAAGCGUCUUCCCCAGAAACGUUACCUGCAAGACUUUCCAUUCGUUAGCAUAUGGAAGUAUCGGCAAACACUUUAAAGAAAAAGGCAAGCUGAACCUCUCCAAGUUGUCCGUUUACUCCAUCAGUUUCCUUCUCCAGAACCGCGACGGACAGUCUCUGUUCGUCAGAGGGAAAACAGUCUCACAGACCCUUGAAAAGUUUUUUGCCUCUUCAGACGAGGAGAUCUGCGAAGAGCACGCUCCAAUUUGGUUCAAAAAUACUCACGGCGAGAGAAAACUUGUCAGUCCAGCAGAAAAGAAA